This is a messenger RNA of Epinephelus lanceolatus (giant grouper), 2755 nucleotides long. It is a transcript of the gene and1, whose product is annotated as actinodin1. The record is from RefSeq and is a predicted model, not a curated record. Lineage: Eukaryota; Metazoa; Chordata; Actinopteri; Perciformes; Serranidae.
UUGGUUUAAAACCUUGCCAGACUCGUUCAUGAGGGCAGUCUGUCAGAGGGGCCACAGGGACAGGGUGCACCAGGAGCCUUUAUCAUACGCCCAACACACACACAAACACACACGUUGUGUUUGAGCCCAGGUGGACUGAGUCAUCGGGUCCUCAGCUUCGAGUCCGCAUCUGGAUCUGCAGACAGGCACGCCGAUAGGAUAACUACAGUGUCUUCGGCAGGAGAGGAGGAGGUGAAGCCAUGUCUGGAAGGAGGAGAACCAGUUUCUUGGGUGUGUCUGUCACAGCUCUGUUGGCUGUGAUUAUAUUACCUGCAUUCUUGUCUGCAGGACCAAUUGUGCAAAAGCCAAAAGGAGAUGUGGGAGAAAGUAUCCGCGAGACGGCGGCUGCUGCAGAGUCACACAGGAGGCUGAUCCGCAACCGCAGGAACAUCAGCUGGUACAAGCAGCACUCUGACUUCUGGAACUGGUACAAGUACUUCACUGACAACGGCAACCAGGAGGCAAUUCAGGAGAUGGACCGCAUCUACCUGGCCUACCUCCAGAACAAGAACCGUGCUGAGGGACGUCGCUCCUACAAGGCCUACUUGCGACACCUGGGGGAGAUCUACAAGUCCUGUGCUGAUUCUGAUGACCCUAACUGCGUGUCUUCCUCCACCAGCAGGCCCAAACCUAAGCCAGAGGCUCCCAAACCUGCACCAGUGAAAACCUGUGAUCCCACCAAGGACCCCUACUGCCUGUAUGCUGCUUUGGUCCAAGGCAAGAGCCCCUACCUGCCCCUGGUGCUCCCGGCUGCCGCCCCUGCCCCGGCACCAGUGAAGGCCCCAGCCCCUCUUUACGUCCGCUCUGCUGCUCCAGCAAAGGACCCACAAUCUGGAUAUUACUACUAUGCUCCAUCUGCAGUGCCUUUCCUUUCCAAGGAGCAGAAGGCCGAGCUGUUGCGUAUCUGCUCCUCUGAUGACGUGGAGUGUCUGCAGUACCACCUGAGAGCAGCCUAUGGGUAUGCACCCUCUGCUGGACCCCUGCCUUCCUACGCCCACCUGGGCUGUGACCCCAAAAAGGACCCCAGCUGCAAACCUAAACUGGUGCAGAAAGCCCCCUCUGGUCUCUACCUGCAGUACCCCAACUGUGAUCCACGGGAUCCCCUUUGUGCUCAUGCUGCCUCCCUUGUGGCGCCUCGUGCCCCUAACCCCCCUGCAGCUGCUGGCCCUGGAUCCUGCAACCCUCUUUUUGAGGAAGGCUGCAACCCUCUUACUGCCACCAGAUUUGCUACUCCCCCAGAGGCGUACAAAAGUGAGGAAAAAGAGGAGGCUGCUGCCAUUCGUGCCGCCCCUCCUGCUGCGCAGAAUAACGACCCCUAUGCCAUGUUCAGGGAUGCUUAUGCUAAUGCUAACAGAGUUACUGACCCCUAUGCUAUGUAUCGCCAGGCUAGCGCUCCAUCUGCCCCUCCAGCUAAUGACCCCUAUGCUAUGUAUCGCCAGGCUAGCGCUCCAUCUGCCCCUCAAGCUAAUGACCCCUAUGCUAUGUAUCGCCAGGCUAGCGCUCCAUCUGCCCCUCCAGCUAAUGACCCAUAUGCCAUGCUGCGCCAAUUCAUGGCCCAAGCUCAAGGUAAUGACCCAUAUGCUCCACGCAUGGGGGCUGCUCCACGCAUGGAGGCUGCUCCAGAGUUCAACCCCAAUGAUCCGUUCUCUGCAAUCCAUGAGGCAGCGUCUGCUAUGCAUCGCCAUGGUCCUCCCACCCCCAGGCAGCAGUUCCCUUUUUCCAAUCCCAGUUAUGAAGAGCCAGCUCAGGAGGAGCACCACCCUCUGGGCCCCCCAGGAAAAACCAAGGAGGGCUAUGACUGCUUCAUUGGCUACGAUCGUGAAUGCUACCCCGUGAAACCCACUGAGCCUCGCUCUGGAGUUCACCGCCGCAUCCCCUACUCUGCAGAGGCCUACGAGCCCCACCUGAAUGCUGAUGGCACCCGAAAUGGAGUCUUGGAGCCUUCCAACCCACACUGUGACCCUGAGUACGACCGAGACUGCCGCCUUCGCCGCUACGAGCCUCAGCCCGAGGCUCAGCCUGAGCAUCAUGCAGAGGAGGACCACAACCAGGGGGCAGCAGAGAGUGAGCACCAUGCAGAGCAGGAACAGGAGCAGUACGAGGCAGAGCCCUACCAGAGCGGGCAGGAGGAGCCUCACAUGUCCUAUCAGCCACUCUCGCAGGGUAUGCCCAGCCUGCAGGACAUACUGAGGCGCUACGGAGACCAGUACCCUGACCAGGAUGAUCACAGAGCCUAUGCAGAUGACUACCGCAAGAAAUAAACAUGACAACACACACACAUGCAUGCAGAUGGACAUGAAUACACAGUCCCGUGUGUUCCUGUAGCUUAGCCAUUGACCGCCUCAUGCAGCGCGCAGAAAGUCCUUCCUGGACCUGAUAUGGGACAUAAGAGAAGUCUAUGGACCCAAUGAGCAAGUACAUGCACGUACAUCCACACAUAGCUUGCAGCUGUAGGAGCAAGCUCAGAGAGCCGAGGGUCUUCCAGCAAUGUUUUCAUUUCUUUAGCUAAUUUAGACCUGUUGCUCUGGCCUGUUGCUUUCCAGUUUCCACCUCCUCAAACCACUCGAAUGUGUAAUACCUUCUCAAUGCUCAGCUUUGCUUCUGUAUCUAUGCAUCUCACGUUUUUUAUUGUUUUGUUGCUUUUUGUCAGUGAUGGAUUGUGUAAAGUUUUUUUUUUUCAUUUUGAAUGUUCUAAUAAAGAGCUCUAGAAAGCUGU